Molecule: messenger RNA, 318 nt
Organism: Cotesia congregata
Lineage: Eukaryota; Metazoa; Arthropoda; Insecta; Hymenoptera; Braconidae
Source: the annotation of a GenBank genome assembly
AUGGCUAUGGAAUUUUUAUUUAAUCGGCUGAAAGCACUUUUUGUAUUUUUAUUAAGUAUUUUUAAACGUGCCUUAUGUUGUCUCAGACGGAGAAGAAGAUCUUCGUGCGAUUCUAUUCCGCUGUCAGCUGUUGGUGUUAUACCUAAUUCUGUUAAUAACAAAGUGGAACAAGAAAAUUGGGAGCAAUGGGAUGAAAAUCCUGUGGUUGUUGUGUCAAAUAAACCAUGUAAUACCGUUCAGAGUAAAAUAGAACAGUACCGUCAACAAAUUGCUAAAGUUCCUGAAGCUGGGGAAGAAACUCAAGUUGAUUUCUUUCAG